AUGGACAAUUACAACGCUGCAGACCUGUCUUCGGUCCUCCGUACUCUCUCCGACUUGACAGCACAGGCUCAAUCCCCGCCGGGACAUUCUGCUGCCCGAGAACAGCACCAUCAUGACCAGGGCAAGCCACCAUCUCACACCCGCACACCACCCACCGACCUAGCCACAAUAACUACCUGGCCCGCAGCCCUCCGCUAUGUGAUGCGCACCGUAGGCCAAAAUGAAGAGACCCAGCUGCGCAUCCGCGGACUAAUCCAAAGCCAACAUACCCACGAGCGGCAAUGGUGGAAAGGGCGCCAAGCACUCCUCGCAAAACAAGCCGCGCGGGGGGAGAAGAAGAAGGAGCUAGACGCUGUCCUUCGAUCCAUCGGCGCACCCGUGGACCCGAAAGAAGUAUCUACAGUGGCCGAAGACCGUGCGGCGCUCACGAACUAUGACGAGAAGGUGUACAAGGCCUCUGUGCAGAUGGCAGAAACCAUGGCCGCUGAGUUGCGGGGGAUGGGGAUUCCGUUCUUUGGGAAGGGUCUAGUUGUGAGGGAUGAAGCGGUGAAUGAUGACAAGGCGAAGCUGACAGCUUCUGAGCUGCAUGAUUUGCAGCGUCGCAUGCUGGAGCUGCUGCAGGAUCUGUGCAAGGAGUAA
Messenger RNA from Penicillium riverlandense, 639 nucleotides. Its product is annotated as DUF2458 domain-containing protein. The transcript is spliced from 2 exons. Lineage: Eukaryota; Fungi; Ascomycota; Eurotiomycetes; Eurotiales; Aspergillaceae. Bases 1 to 639 code for a protein of 212 amino acids. The record is from RefSeq and is a predicted model, not a curated record.